AUGGCUGUGGAAUUUGCUUCUGAUAUAUCCGUAGAACAGCUUGGUGAUGAGAUAGCAAAAGCUAUGGGCGAACGCGAUCCCAGAACAGUAAAAACCAUCGUUCGAGCCUGUGGAGUUGAUAAAGCUAUAGCGCUAUUCGAAGAGACACGGAAGGUUGAAUCAACAGGUGGAAUGAUGAUUGAAAAUGGACAACGAAGACGUACACCUGGCGGUGUCUUUAUUUCCUUAUUCAAGUUGGAUUCGGAUAUCCCUGAGGAUGUCAAGAAGCAAGUUUUCGGUGAAACUAAGCAGGAAGCACGAAAAUUGUUACGAGCUCGUAAGAAAGGCCACAACAACUUCGCAAGUGAAGUUGCAAAAUUAGCCGAACUAAUGAAGAAAGAGAAGGAGAAAAGCUCUGAAGAAGGAUCGGAAACCCUGAAACCGCUACCUUCAGUGGAAGAAGUUGUGCUCCAGAAGCAUAAUUCAGAAGCAAUGAACGUCGAUCACGAUUUAGAUGAGAUUGACGAUGAAAUGCAGUCAUGA
This is a messenger RNA of Cooperia oncophora, 522 nucleotides long. Lineage: Eukaryota; Metazoa; Nematoda; Chromadorea; Rhabditida; Trichostrongylidae. The record is from the annotation of a GenBank genome assembly.